Laccaria bicolor S238N-H82 is the source of this 1599-nucleotide messenger RNA. RefSeq lists its product as uncharacterized. Gene Ontology annotation, biological process: signal transduction; protein phosphorylation. The coding region runs from base 1 to 1599 and encodes 532 amino acids. Gene Ontology annotation, cellular component: cytoplasm. NCBI's taxonomy places the organism in Eukaryota, Fungi, Basidiomycota, Agaricomycetes, Agaricales, Hydnangiaceae. Gene Ontology annotation, molecular function: ATP binding; protein kinase activity. The transcript is spliced from 10 exons. The record is from RefSeq and is a predicted model, not a curated record.
AUGAUCAGCCAUAAAUUUACAAUAAGUAAAUCACGAAAUUACCGGAAUUGCAUUGUCGCGUACACUAUUAACUAUGAUGGAGGGUCGGAUCUGAAGGUACACAACGACACAAUUCCAUUCAUAUGCUGUAUUGGAGCGACAUUCGAUACAAUGCUGUUCGGUUCACUCUAUCGAAACUUGUCACAAUAUUACGGCUUUGUUGUCACGCCACCACCUCUCGGCGUUUUAAACAUCAAAGAAAGAAGAGAAGAAGUCACAGUGCAAAAAAAUCGUGCAAGUAGCAUCAUCUGGUUUCAAAAGAUAUUACAGAAGACGAAUUACCUUAGGAUUGACGCGACUUUUACGUGGUCGGUAAUCAGAGACCAUCGGCUUACUGGCACGGUGAUUAGAUUGGGAAAGCACUACCUCGAAUCGGCUCGUAACCCAUCCAUUGCACAGUCCUUAUUACAGUCCAUCCAGUCAACCCAGUCAACAAGCCAAAGGAGCUCUCAACUCCACGUUGACAUAAUUCAUGCGACAACGAAGGCCCUUCAGUUGAUCGUUCCACGACAAGUGCUACGCCCUUGGUAUCGCUAUGCCAUACACGUUUCGGAGAAGACUCACAUUGUACCCUCUGCACUUACGUUAGGUAAGAAAUGUGUGAAGGAGCUGACGGCGGGACCUAUCUAUAUCGGCGGCUCCGCGACUAUCUACCGGGGUCAACUCGAUGGCAGAACUGUCGCCGUUAAACAGUUCAGAGUUUGUCGGGAAACCCAAUCCACCACCGUUCGACACUUCAUACGAGAAGCUCUGAUCAUGGAUAUAGUGCGACACCCACUCAUCUUACCCCUCACUUCAACUACGUAUCAACAUGGCUGCCCAAGCAUCCUGACGCCGUGGCAGACAAACGGAAGCGUGGUCGAAUUUCUGCUGAACACUCCAGACGCGAAUCGGGAACGUAUCGUUGCAGGCGUUGCGGAAGGUCUCGAAUUUCUCAAAUCCUCUGGCGUGAUUCACGGGGAUUUAAAAGGCCAGAAUAUUGUUAUAGACGACGGCGGCGCACCGCGCAUCGCCGAUUUCGGCUUGUCGUUUCUCGAUUGGGAAUCGUCGUCUUCAAUCGAGACUAGGAGCCAAAUUAUGGUCGGGACCUUCGCGUCAGGCAACAUCAGCGCGGUACUCGCGGCAGAGGCUGUACCUUCCGCCUAUACGCGUUCAGGUGCAGGCAGCCCUCGGUGGAUGGCUCCCGAAUUAUUGGUUCCUGAGGUGUAUAAUAAAACAACCGCACUUCCCACAUUUGAAAGCGAUAUGUUUUCCUUUGGGAUGCUAAUUUAUGAGAUCUACAGUGGUUUGGUACCAUUCCAAGAUCACACAAACAUUACGGCUGUUCUCCAAAUUUUGGAGGGACGGCGUCCACCACGGCCAAUUCAAAUCCCAGAUUGGAUGUGGUGCAUCACUAAAAAAUGCUGGGCGGACAACUCUCGACUCCGACCCUCCAUUGGCAACAUUCGAGCACAGUUGCAACCUGAAAACGUUCUAAUAGUGGACCAUCUGGGUCGUUUCAUAAGGAUUUGGAAUAAUUGGAGUAAGACGCAGGAACCAUUAGAAACAAAAAAGAACUAA